AUGGCAUUCCAAGCAGGUUCUAGAGGUGGUUCCAGAGGUGGUUUCGGUGGCCGUGGUGGCUCCAGAGGUGGUUCCCGUGGUGGUUUCGGCGGUGGCCGUGGUGGUUCCCGUGGUGGCUUCGGUGGUGGCCGUGGUGGUGCCAGAGGUGGUUCCCGUGGUGGCCGUGGUGGUGCCAGAGGUGGUGCUAGAGGCGGUGCCCGUGGUGGUUCCCGUGGUGGUGCUAGAGGUGGUGCCCGUGGUGGUGCCAGAGGUGGUGCCAAGGUUGUCAUUGAACCUCACAAGCACGCUGGUGUUUUCAUUGCCAGAGGUAAGGAAGAUCUUUUGGUCACCAAGAACAUUGCCCCAGGUGAAUCUGUGUACGGUGAAAAGAGAAUUUCUGUUGAAGAACCAUCUAAGGAAGAAGGUGUCCCACCAACCAAGGUUGAAUACCGUGUGUGGAAUCCUUUCAGAUCUAAGUUGGCUGCUGGUAUCAUGGGUGGUUUGGACGAACUAUUCAUUGCUCCAGGUAAGAAGGUUCUAUAUCUAGGUGCUGCUUCCGGUACUUCUGUUUCCCACGUUUCUGAUGUUGUCGGUCCAGAAGGUUUGGUUUACGCUGUUGAAUUCUCCCACAGACCAGGUAGAGAAUUGAUCUCCAUGGCCAAGAAGAGACCAAAUGUUAUUCCAAUCAUCGAAGAUGCUAGACACCCACAAAAAUACAGAAUGCUUAUCGGUAUGGUCGAUGCUGUCUUCGCAGAUGUUGCCCAACCUGAUCAAGCCCGUAUUAUCGCUUUGAACUCCCACAUGUUCUUGAAGGACCAAGGUGGUGUUGUCAUUUCUAUCAAGGCUAACUGUAUCGACUCUACUGUCGACGCUGAAACCGUUUUCGCUAGAGAAGUUCAAAAGUUGAGAGAAGAAAAGAUCAAGCCUUUGGAACAAUUGACCUUGGAACCUUACGAAAGAGACCAUUGUAUUGUUAUCGGUAGAUACAUGAGAAGCGGAUUAUAA
This is a messenger RNA of Kluyveromyces marxianus DMKU3-1042, 984 nucleotides long. RefSeq names its product rRNA methyltransferase NOP1 (gene NOP1). Gene Ontology annotation, molecular function: RNA binding; histone H2AQ104 methyltransferase activity; rRNA methyltransferase activity. Bases 1 to 984 code for a protein of 327 amino acids. The record is from RefSeq and is a predicted model, not a curated record. The transcript has a single exon. Lineage: Eukaryota; Fungi; Ascomycota; Saccharomycetes; Saccharomycetales; Saccharomycetaceae. Gene Ontology annotation, cellular component: small-subunit processome; nucleolus; box C/D methylation guide snoRNP complex. Gene Ontology annotation, biological process: box C/D sno(s)RNA 3'-end processing; rRNA methylation.